Messenger RNA from Acomys russatus (golden spiny mouse), 648 nucleotides. Its product is annotated as MORN repeat-containing protein 1-like. The coding region runs from base 109 to 366 and encodes 85 amino acids. The transcript has 3 exons. NCBI's taxonomy places the organism in Eukaryota, Metazoa, Chordata, Mammalia, Rodentia, Muridae. The record is from RefSeq and is a predicted model, not a curated record.
GCUCAGCCUGAUAGGACAAGUUUGCUGACAGGGUGGACACAGUGAGAGUGGCGCCCCGGGGCCAACAAGCAGGAGGCCAGAUGCAGCACAGCCAGCGAGAUCCGGGAGAUGCAAGGCAGCGGGAGAAAAUUGGUCACGACAGCCUCAGCCAGGAGAUAUGAGCCCUGCUGUCCUGCAGCCUGUCAGCGAGUGAAGCAAGGCUGUGCUGAGUUUGUGAACAUCCUCCUCGGACCCCCUCCCCUUGGGAUGCAGCCCUUUCUGUUCCUGCCCAGCAUGCCUGAGAAGGCUGGCAACAGGCCCAAAGGUGGCCAGAGUCCCCAGGAGGUGCUCCCCACUGCCCAGGAACCUCUAAAAGGCACCAGGUAAGAAGUGGGGUCUGCCACGGACAAGCCCUGGGCCCUGGCCUUUGUCAAACAUGUGCCGUAGCCAGGCCAUGGUGGCUCACGCCUUUAAACCCAGCACUUGGGAAGCAGAGGCAGGCAGAUCUCCGUGAGUUUGAGGCCAGCCUGGUCUACAAAGUGAGUCAAGGACAGCCAGGACUAGACAAAGAAACCCUGUCUCGAAAAACCAGACCAAACAAACAAAAAAGACAUGUGCCUUAGCUGCCUCUAGGCUUUCAACUCAAAGGGCACCAUGGUGAGGGGGUCU